GUCAGUUUUGGACGUUGCCGUCGUCAACAUGUCCGGCCACGGCCCGUCGGCUGAAGACGUGCAAGAAGAGCAAGCACAUUUCCGCCAGGUGGUAACGACCUUCCGACAAUACAGGCAGUAUUCAUUGUCGGCAAACAUCCGUCGCCGAAAGGACUUCUACUCGCUACCCCUUCCGCACCAGAAGCUGCUUCGAGAGGUUGGGUGGUACCAGAAGCUAGGAGAUGUGGACGAUGCUAUCCUAGUCAAUGCAGACUUCUUGGAGCAGAUCGUGGAUGAUACAGAGAUCUUUGCUGGGUCUGUCGACGAUCUGGAGGAAGCGUCAACGGGCGGCGAGCAGGAGGAGGCGAGUUCGUCUGAUGCUCACCCCCAUGCUGAACACACGCACGAACAUGGCGCCCAUGGGCACUCGCAUGGCAGACACUCGCACGGACACGCGCACACACACGAGCGUGUGGUUGGCAGUUCCUCUGUGCCCGCCCACGAACACCGGCAGAAGGUGUCCGAACCGGAUAUGGAUAAACUGAGGAGUACGUUGAAGCAGUUCGUGAGGGAUUGGAGUGCCGAGGGAAAGAAGGAAAGGGAUGAACAGUACGAGCCGAUUUUGCAGGCAUUGGAGGAGCAUUUUAAGGAUAUACCGGAGGAUGGUCGGUCCGAUAUUCAAGUUCUCGUACCUGGUGCGGGAUUGGGUCGAUUGACAUGGGAGGUCGUUAAUCGCGGAUUUUCGUGUCAGGGCAAUGAAUUCUCCUACUUUAUGCUUCUCUCGUCCUUCUUCAUGCUCAACCGGUCCCCGGAGACCAAUAAAUGGACAAUAUACCCUCACAUCCACUCCCUGUCUAACCUUCAGAGCGAGGCAUCUCUUCUGCAGCCCAUCAUGAUUCCGGAUGUACUCCCUGGAGAGCGAAAACAAGGACCUGAUUUUUCGCAGGUUGCGGGUGAUUUCGAGGAAGUGUACGGCUUGGGAGCCCGAGAUCAGGCGGAGGCGUGGGACGCUGUCCUUACGUGCUUCUUCAUCGAUACGGCGAAGAAUAUUGUCUCAUACCUGGAGAUAAUACGGCAUCUCCUAACGCCGGGAGGAGUCUGGAUUAACUUGGGUCCUCUUCUCUGGCACUUCGAGAACAACAGCACAAAAGACGUAUCUAUAGAAUUGAAUCUAGCUGAAGUUAAGGUACUUGCAGAGAAGAUGGGGUUCAAGAUCGAGAACGAAAGAAUGAUUGAAACAACCUAUGUUGGUCAUGAGGAUGCAAUGCUUCAUCAUGUGUACAAUUGCGCAUUUUGGACCGCUACAAAAAUCAAAUGAAUGUAAUUGUAGAUAGUUUAUAGAGACAUCGAAUUCACAACAUCC
Messenger RNA from Dacryopinax primogenitus, 1342 nucleotides. RefSeq names its product N2227-domain-containing protein. The coding region runs from base 29 to 1297 and encodes 422 amino acids. Gene Ontology annotation, molecular function: S-adenosylmethionine-dependent methyltransferase activity. The record is from RefSeq and is a predicted model, not a curated record. The transcript is spliced from 9 exons. NCBI's taxonomy places the organism in Eukaryota, Fungi, Basidiomycota, Dacrymycetes, Dacrymycetales, Dacrymycetaceae.